AUGUCUGCGACCGCGUUGGGUAACCGCGUCAAGCGUCCGGCUCGAGAUACCCCCGAUCCCCUCUACGCGUCGAGACCACUCGUCAAGAGAAGACGACAUGCUGACCUCCAACCUCUUCUUCUAUCCACAGGCGAACCAGAACCCAGACGAUCGGUGCGAGCCACGAAAGGCCAGCAUACGAAAACCUUCGACCAGCUCGACCAACCCAUCGAAGCCCCCAAGCGCAGGGGGAAGAGGAGCAAGAAGGCCAGCGUGCCCGACGAGAAACAAGAAGAACCCGAGGAGGAAAUCAUCCGGUGCGUCUGCGGCGCAACCGAACAAGAUGAGGAUUCGGGCGAGCCGUGGAUCGCGUGCGAUACCUGCGGAGCUUGGCAGCACAAUGUAUGCAUGGGCAUGAGCGUUUUUACGGAAGACCUCCCCACGCACUACUACUGCGAGCAGUGCAGGCCGUCUGAGCAUGCGGAACUCCUUGAGGGCAUGAAGAAGGGUGAGAAGCCGUGGGAGGCUCGACGCGCUGCGUACGAGGCCGAGGCUGAAAAGAAGAAGAAGAGGGGCCGUCGCGGUAGGGGGAAGCGCGUCAGCGAUUCCAAGGAUGGUAAAGAGCAGACGGAAGAGGCCACACCGGGAGCUCAGCGUAAAAGCAAGAGCCCAGGCCUCGAACUCAAGAAGGAAAAGGAGAGCGCCGCGAAACCAUCGACCGGGAAGCGAAAGACUCGUGAUGAUUCACAAGAUGACGAAUCAAAGGCCAACGCACCAGCACAGAAGCUCCAGAAGGUGUCGGAAUCCAAGGCUAUCUCCUCGGGCUACAAGCCUCCCGAGGAUCUCGCCGCCAGCCUCACUGAUCUGCCCGACAACCGUCAUGGUCCUGUCAAGGUCCUACUCAAGUCCCUUACACACGCCCUUGGUGUUGCCAUCAAGAAGGGCAACUACGUUCUCAAAGAAGGCGAGACUGUCGAUGUGAAGGCCGAAAAGCAUGCUCUACAAAUUGAGCGGGCUGUCUUCGACAGCCACCCCAACCACAAGGAGUAUGCUGGCCAGUGUAGGACAUUGGCGUUUAACCUCAAGAAUAAUGAGGACCUAUCAAGCAAUCUAUUCAACAAUAAGCUGUCGCCUACGGUGCUGGCCGUCAUGACAUCCAAUGAACUGGCUUCCAAAGAGCUCCAGAGGGAGCUAGCCGAGAUGAAAGCCAAGGUAGAAAAGCAGUCUAUUCUCAUCGCCGAAGAAGGUCCCCGAGUCCGACGGACGCACAAGGGUGAGGAAUUCAUCGAAAGCGAUAACGAGAUGCAGGCUGAUGAAGAGACCCCGAACUUUGCUGCCAAGCCCCGCGAAGGAUCCGGAGGCCCUUCGAGGAAAGCAAGCGAAAGCGCGGCGGUGCCGGACUCGACCGGCAAGCCUCCUUUGACCAUCGACACCAAGCAGUCCCCGCGACAGAGUGAAUUUGAUAUCGGCAAAGUCUUCUCCAGCGUAAAGUCUCCGACACUGGCCAACCAAAUCCGGAGACCUUCGGGCGGUACAUUUGGACCUGCGGGCGGCCCGGGAGUGGAUGCAGAGGUCGACAGGCUCCUACAAGACGAGACCGAGUCGCCGCCGUAUUCCCCGACAGAGGACAACGACCCGGAUGUUGUCUGGCGAGGCCACCUCGUCAUGAACUCGCUCGCCGACAUCCCGGCGACAAUCAAGUAUAUGGGCGGCGCAAACCUAGCCGCCGAUAGAAUCGUGCCCUGGACCACGCUGAUCCCGAAGAGACUAAGCGUUGCCGGCCGGAUCGACCAGCAAAAGGCCGUAGAAUACCUCUGCAGCCUUCGAUACAACCAAUUCACCGACGUAGUCGUCACGAGCAUAUCGCCGUCCUCCGAGACGUACAAGGCCGAGUUCGAGGCCGUUUACAACUACUUCGUCUCCAAGCAACGGUAUGGUGUUAUUGGCGAUAAGGGCGUUGCUAACGUCCGCGAUACAUAUCUCGUGCCCGUCGUCCCCGGCGAGGGAAAUCACCCCGAGUUUAUGCUUAAUCUCGCUGUAAAUCUCAUUCCAGCGAAGCGCACCGAACCUAUGCUUCUGGCUGUCUUUGUCUACCGUGACGAUGCUAGACUUUUGAGAGCCGGUCAGGCUGCUGCUGCUGCUGCUGCUGCGGCCGCCACCCCGACGACGGGCCCUCGCGGCGCAGUCUCCGCAAUCUCGCCACAGAUUCCGCAAGGGCAAUUCCCAACACCCAGCGCACCGGGAACCCCCCUAACCCCUCGGCCCCAAGCCGCUCCCCCAACCGUGCCGCCGACCAGCGAACAGGCCGAAGUCGCCAGGCAAAAGGCGCAGAUUCAGGGCCAGCAGAUGGCGUCUGACAUCCUGGGUCCCCUUCACUCGGCACCUACGGUGCAGUUCCUCCUCCCAAUGGCAUACCAAAUGACGCAGACGGAAUGGGAAAUCAUAAGAGAGCUUCUCGAAUCGGAUCCGAAAGCGAGAGAGGAUCUCCAGCAUCUGAGCAUGCUUUUGGAGCGUCAUGGAAAUGCACGGAAGGAGGCCCAAGGGAUUGGUCCUGGGCCGCGAGCUGCGGGUGCCUUGCCGAUGCAAGGAUUGCAGCACCCAGCUGCCGCUACGGCUCCGGCUAACGGCCAGUAG
Messenger RNA from Scedosporium apiospermum, 2613 nucleotides. RefSeq names its product Phd finger domain-containing protein. The record is from RefSeq and is a predicted model, not a curated record. NCBI's taxonomy places the organism in Eukaryota, Fungi, Ascomycota, Sordariomycetes, Microascales, Microascaceae. The transcript has 3 exons. Gene Ontology annotation, biological process: transcription elongation by RNA polymerase I; transcription elongation by RNA polymerase II; transcription antitermination. Gene Ontology annotation, molecular function: RNA polymerase II transcription regulatory region sequence-specific DNA binding. Gene Ontology annotation, cellular component: nucleus. Bases 1 to 2613 code for a protein of 870 amino acids.